Molecule: messenger RNA, 1248 nt
Organism: Corylus avellana
Lineage: Eukaryota; Viridiplantae; Streptophyta; Magnoliopsida; Fagales; Betulaceae
Product: putative xyloglucan endotransglucosylase/hydrolase protein 23
Biological process (GO): xyloglucan metabolic process; cell wall biogenesis
Cellular component (GO): cell wall; apoplast
Molecular function (GO): xyloglucan:xyloglucosyl transferase activity; hydrolase activity, hydrolyzing O-glycosyl compounds
Source: RefSeq, a predicted model, not a curated record
UGGUAGUGCAAUAUUGACAGCAAAUAAUCUCCCAAGCUGCCAACAACUGUAUACAGCUUUGCUGACUGGACCUUCCCACGCCUUUCCUUUCCCUUCCUUUCCUUUCCUUUCCUUCCCUUUAUUCUCUCUUUAUUUGUUCACUAUAUAUACCGAACAAUGAAAACUUCAAGCUUCACGACAUCCAUCGAUCUCUAGACUUGCAAAGCUUAAUUUGAUGGCACUGCCAAUGGCUUCUUCAAGCGCUUCAUUUAUGUUUCUGGCUCUUACCCUUCUUAGCUCUUUCCUGGCUCUCACAGCUGCUAACUUGUCCCAAGAUUUUGACAUCACGUGGGGAGAUGGCCGAGGGAAGAUGGCCAACAACGGCGACCUUCUUAGCCUCUCUCUAGACAAAGCCUCUGGCUCUGGAUUCCAGUCCAAGAAUGAGUUUCUCUUUGGAAAGAUAGAUAUGCAACUCAAGCUUGUUCCCGGAAACUCUGCUGGCACCGUUACUGCUUACUAUUUAUCCUCAAAAGGAUCAGCAUGGGAUGAGAUAGACUUCGAGUUCUUGGGAAAUCUGAGUGGCGAUCCUUACAUUCUUCACACCAAUGUCUUUAGCCAAGGCAAAGGCAACAGAGAGCAACAGUUCUAUCUCUGGUUUGACCCAACUGCAGAUUUUCACACCUAUUCCAUUCUUUGGAAUCCUCAGCGCAUUAUAUUCUCUGUGGAUGGAACUCCCAUUAGAGAGUUCAAGAACUCAGAAUCGGUUGGUGUUGCAUUCCCAAAGAACCAACCAAUGAGGAUAUACUCCAGUCUCUGGAAUGCUGAUGAUUGGGCGACAAGAGGUGGGCUUGUGAAGACAGACUGGAGCCAAGCCCCCUUUACUGCUUCCUACAGAAACUUCAAAGCCGAUGCUUGCAUUUGGUCCUCUGGAGCAUCUUCCUGCACUUCGUCUUCUUCCACCUCUACUAAUUCCUGGUUUUCACAAGAGAUGGACACUUCAAAUCAAGACAGGCUUAAAUGGGUGCAGAAGAACUACAUGAUUUACAAUUACUGCACAGACACAAAGAGGUUUCCCCAAGGCAUCCCUCCAGAAUGCAACACCUCCUAGAGAAACCAUUUAAGCACCCCCCAAAUUCUUUUAUUAUUAGUCUAUUCAUGUAAUUUCUAGGAUCCAAUUCUUUCAUUCUUUUUUCUGAUCAUUCUUUUCAUCGUUUGUUAUAUACGAUGUAAUCCAUAAUGUUGUCUCUAUACAAGCGACCGCUUUCUCCA